UUGGAGAUUUAGAGCUUCUCAAGAUUUUGGGGAUGGCGAAUAAACAUUUCUUCAAACCUCUUCUUCCCGGAUUUCACAGCCACUUGACAAUUCCUGUAGCUUUCUUUUUGAAGUAUAUAGAAGGAAGAGAUGAGCAGAAGUCUACGGCUGAGCUAACAUCAGACGUCUCCAAGAUUAUCUGGAAUGUGAAGAUAGAUGGCCAAAGAUUCACUGAUGGUUGGGAAGAGUUUGCUAUUGCACAUGAUCUUCGAAUUGGCGACAUUGCCAUUUUUAGACAAGAGAGACACUUGGCUUUUCAUGUGACACUCUUGGGACCUAGUUCUUGUGAGCUUCAGUAUGGUUCUUGUUUCGACCAAGAAAGCAACCUCGAGGAGAAGAAGAGUCCUAAUAAAGAAGCAGAGACUUCUUCACUAGAUCCAUCUUGUUUUGUAGCUAAGGUCGCACCUUCGAGUAUACGUUAUGACUUAUUGCUUUUUCCAAGGCCUUUUGUGAAGGCAAAUAGUCGUGUAAUCAAUGGAUCUGGAGAGAUUGUUCUGAUGAAUGAAAAGGGCAGAACAUGGACUUUUAAACUGCAUAAAAAGCCAGCAUGUGGAAAUGUUUAUAUCAGAGGAGGUUGGAGAGUUUUUUGUGAUGCCAAUGGACUUAAAGAUGGGGAUACCUUCACUUUCAAACUGAUCCAAAGAGGAGGAACUCGUGUUCUACGUUUGGUACCAAAAGAGCCAGUAGAAGAAGAAGCUAAUGAUGUUUCUCCUUCCACAGAACCGGAAUGCCAUGAAGAUAGCAACAUUGGGAAGAUUCAAAAGAAGAUGGAGACAGAGAAGAAUCCAAGAAGAGAAACAGAGUCCUCUUCACUAGAUACCUCUUGUUUUGUGGCUAAUAUUUCGCCUUCGAUGCUACGUUAUGACACUAUGUAUCUUCCAAAGUGGUUUAUGAGGGAAAAUGGUAUAGAUGGAAGAUGUGGAGAUAUGAUUCUGCUGAAUGAAAAGGGCAGAUCAUGGACUUUAGAUUUGAGACGAAAGAGCUGCGGAACUGCUUUCCUCCGAGGAUGGAGAAGUUUCUGCCUUGAUAAUGGCCUUAGAGCUAAAAUGGUUGUAACAUUCAAACUGAUCAAAAAAGAAGGAACUCUUACUCUACGUUUGACUCCCAAUGAGGCAGAAGAGGAAGAACAAGAAGAAGAAGCUAAGGAGGAAGAAGAAGAAGAAGCUAAGGAAGAAGAAGAAGAAGAAGUGAAGGAAGUAGAGUCUCUUUCGACAGAUCAUGGUAGCAAUAAAGAGAGUAGCCAAAACAAGAAAAUCUCACAGGAAAGCUCAAAGAAGCGUAGGUUGAGAUGGAAUUCUUCAUCUUCACCAUCCAAAAACCGGUUUGUGACGUUAAGUCUUAGACCUUACAACAUCUCAUGUUCUGUAAUGCGUUUUCCGAUACCCUUCACUAGGACGAAUGGCAUCAAUAAAGAAACUAAAAUGGCUCUGUUGGAUAAACAAGGUAGGAAGUGGUCCACGAAACUGCGCUCGGAGGGCGCUAAUAGUGAAAGACUAAGACUGGUAGGAGGCUGGAAAGGAUUCCUCGAAGCUAACGGUGUGAAGGCAAAUGAAUCAAUCAAGUUGGAGCUGAUUUGGGAAGAAGAGACCACCUGUGUCCUUAAGUUUCGCUCCAAGGUGAACCUAUAAACCAAAAUGAAACUGUAUAUGAGUAUAAUGUUGACAUGAAUCAAUGUUUGACUCUCUUUUCUUAGGUAAGAUUUAACAAUGGUCGGCUUAACUCUUAAGGUCUAAAACAGUACUAUUGUAGUGUGUUUUUGUAUGUAUGUUCACUACUGUUGUAUGAUCAAACUUAACUCUUAAGGUCUAAAACUGUACUAUUGUAGUGUGUUUUAGUAAGUAUGUUCACUCUGUUGUAUGAUCAAA
Molecule: messenger RNA, 1904 nt
Organism: Capsella rubella
Lineage: Eukaryota; Viridiplantae; Streptophyta; Magnoliopsida; Brassicales; Brassicaceae
Product: putative B3 domain-containing protein REM15
Exons: 7
Coding region: 33-1667 (544 amino acids)
Molecular function (GO): DNA binding
Source: RefSeq, a predicted model, not a curated record